GGCCUCACCAUUGAUUAUUUCAACCAGCGAUUAUACUGGGCAGAUCCCGACCUAUCACAGAUAGGAAGCAUGAGAUUGGAUGGCUCGGACCCUCUGGUGACAAUCAGCGAAAGACACGGAAUUUCUCAACCAUACAGAAUUGAUAUAUUUGAGGAUUACAUCUACGGAACUGGAUUAAAACACGAGGUCUUCAAGAUUCACAAAUACGGGAAACAGUCGGUGGAAUUUCUCAACAUGGGGAUGGAGAAGCCCACAAAUCUUUUAAUCUCCCAUCAUUACAAACAGCAAGAUGCAUCAAAUCCGUGCCUCAGAAUGUCCUGUGAUUUCAUGUGUCUGCUCAACCCAACGGGCGCAAGAUGUACCUGUCCGGAGGGGAAGGUGCUGGUAAAUGGCACCUGUAGUGAUAGCAUCAUCUCAGGUGAACUGUGCCGCCCCCCCUGCGAGAAUGGAGGCCGCUGCUUAGCCAACGAGAAAGGAGACUGGAGGUGCUACUGCUGGCCCGACUUUUCCGGGGAACGCUGUGAGGUCAACCACUGUACAGACUACUGCCUAAAUGGAGGCACCUGCAUGGGCUCACCCCUGGGUAAGCCUACAUGCCGCUGCCCUGUUGGUUUCUCUGGGCCUUUCUGUGAGCGGAGGAUUUGUGACAACUACUGCUUGAAUGGGGGAACAUGCGACGUCACUCAGGGAAACCAGCCGGUGUGCCGCUGCAUGUCAGAAUAUACUGGGGACCGUUGUCUUUACCACAUCUGUCAUCACUACUGUGUGAACUCCAAGGCCUGCACGCUAUCCAGCAGCGGAUACGUAGAGUGUGUGUGUCCCGCCAGGUUUGAGGGUAACAAAUGCGAGGUGGACAAGUGUCUCCGUUGCCAUGGAGCUCCCUGCCUCAUUAAUGAGGAUACAGGGGAUGUGGUUUGCAAUUGCACAAAUGGCAGAAUAGCACCGAGUUGUCAGCUGUGUGACGGAUAUUGCUACAAUGGAGGCACCUGUCACCUGGACCCCGACACCAACCUGCCUUUCUCUGCACGUCAGGGUUCAAGAACCAACGUUGUGAUGAGCUGGCCAACCCCUGCGAUUACUUCUGUCAGAAUGAGGGGAUGUGCACAUUAACAGCUCUUAACAAACCACGCUGCAAGUGUUCAGCCAAUUGGGCGGGAACACAGUGUGAGAGACCCGCCCCUAAAAGCAGCAGAUCGGACAAUACCAGAGGAG
This is a messenger RNA of Notothenia coriiceps (black rockcod), 1212 nucleotides long. RefSeq names its product low-density lipoprotein receptor-related protein 1B-like. Gene Ontology annotation, cellular component: signaling receptor complex; plasma membrane. Gene Ontology annotation, molecular function: calcium ion binding; low-density lipoprotein particle receptor activity. The transcript is spliced from 9 exons. The record is from RefSeq and is a predicted model, not a curated record. Lineage: Eukaryota; Metazoa; Chordata; Actinopteri; Perciformes; Nototheniidae. The coding region runs from base 70 to 1110 and encodes 346 amino acids.